Molecule: messenger RNA, 4464 nt
Organism: Bactrocera dorsalis (oriental fruit fly)
Lineage: Eukaryota; Metazoa; Arthropoda; Insecta; Diptera; Tephritidae
Exons: 8
Coding region: 241-1446 (401 amino acids)
Source: RefSeq, a predicted model, not a curated record
UGUAUAAUAAUUUUGUUGUGUUAUUUUAAGCGGAAAUUCGUUAACUCAAAAACAACUAAUAUUGGAAUAUAAAAACAACAAUGAAACAGAUGAUUAAUUUAAGGGUUGCAUUAUUUUAUAACUCAGAACAAUAGGUUGUUGCCAUAUACAUAUAUAUUCGCAAAGAGUGCCAUCUAUAAUAUUUGAGUUAUUCAGUUCAAAUAUUUAAUAAGUUAUUAUUUUUUUGUUCUAUUUAGCAUUAUGAACUGUGGCAGUAUAUUGUUGCUAACAUAUUUUAUAACAACUACGGCGUUUGCCAAAAUUGUUAUUAACAAAGUUGUUGUACGUAUACCUAAGCCGAACGACAUUGGACUAAUUUUCGAUUUAACUGUUGUAAAUUCGCCGUGUAACGAUAGAGAAACGCUGGAAUUUCGCAUACAUUCCGAUGCCACUUGUAGUGUGAAUGUAACCGAAAAUGAAAUUAUGAAAAAUGCAGGUCGUGUAGUAGGUGGAAACUUUGGACAUAUUGUAGCAGGAGCUGCUGAAGUUGUAUCCCUAAUAUGGCCAACAAUUUCUCUGUACAAUCGAGUCGGAAAAUGUCCAAUUGUUGUUACAUCAAAAAAUGCCCGUGGUGUUGAGGAACAUCAUAAACAUGCUAUACAUUUCGACACUCGUUUUACUACGCUCGACCCCGAUUGCCAUACGCUAAGAAAACGGCCUGACUAUAAGGAUUGCAAGAAUUGGGAUAAGGAAUAUUUGAAUAAUUGCACACCUGUAAACUGUCAGGAACGUUACUUUGGACAACGUAGUUUUUAUAAUAAAACUACAGAGCAUUGCGAUCCAGUACCACGCUGUGAUAAACCAAAUAUGCACUACGAUUAUUAUAAUAAUGAAUGUUUGAUCCCCGAGAAAUUUUUUACCGAAGAAGAUAAGAAAAAGAUACUAAGUGGUGAUUUCAGAAAAGAAUGCGAAGAAGAAGAGCAAGAAAUGAAACAAAAAGAGAAAAAGGGCAAAAAGCAAAAACAAUCGGCCAAAUAUCGAAAAGAACAACAGCAGCAGCAACAACAACAACAACCACAGCAUGGAAGCGCCAAACGCGAAGCAGAUAUUUUUGAUGAAGAAUUCAAUUUUUUCCCCCAAUCAAGCUUUGCCGAUCCAGAUAAUAGCGCUAAAAAUCCACAGCCAACGGUCGGUGUAAAAACCGACAACGGUUAUAUACCGUACUGGUUGAAGGGCAUAUUGGAGGGCUUAGUGGUAGUUGGUGCUAUAAUCAUUUUGCAGGUUCUAGCAACAGUAGCUAUUUAUGUGCUAAUCUGUUUUGUGAUAUUCCUUAUUGUCACAUGGAUAUCACGUCGUCAAAUCAAAUGUCACAGAGAGACAACGUGCAUAUUGCGAUCGCCAGCGCCUUCGGAAGGUACAGAAGAGCCAUUGAUAACGCCGUCCAGCUUGUUGUCUCAGCGGAACUAAGCCGUUUUCGACAAUUCAAACAAUUUUCGUAAGUCAAGUUUUGAUUAUUCUUGUUUGUUUUAAACAUAUAUAAUGCGUUUAUUAAAUUUUAUUCAUCCAAAUUUCUGUACUAGCGAAGACCAAACGUUAUAUUUUAUUGCCGCAAGUUCAUAUAUGGUUUGGCUCACCCAUUUUUGGCCUGAAAUACUUGAAUAUAAAAUAUGAAUAUUUAAACUGCUAUCAAGAAACUUCAUUUACAUGCCUUUAAAGGCUGAAAAUAAGUAUGAUUGCAAUGUUAUAUUCUAUUAUACAUAUUUACUGAGAUUUACGUUAUUGCUUCCGAAUUCUUGUUUACUUUUUGAAUACUUUACUUUUAUGCAAUUUUGAUAAGAUUCUUAUACGUUUUCAUAAACAUUUAUUAUAAUUACAAAACGAUUACAAAAUGGCAAUUUUAUAAUUCUACUCCAGCAUAAUAACGCCUGCUUAUUGAACCAGGUUGAAUUUCUCUUGAUGUCCACUCAAAUUUGUGCAUUUAGCGUUAGCUCUCAAGGCCUUAAACGAACACACUGUUAACUUAUAUACCAUAAACCAGUGACGGAUUUACCGAUAACAGAUUCAUCGACUAUUAUUAUUAAAGUGUUGGCAUACUUUUUAUUUGAAGAUAAAUAAGUUGUUCAAUAAAGAGCUUUCAGUACGUAAGAAACCGACUCAUACAGUUUUUGGGCAGAUGCGCGCGAAGAGAUUUUGGAAUUGAAAGCCAAAAUCAAAGAAAAAAUGUAAUGUGAACUAAGCUAUGACGAGUUAACAAUGGAAAGAACCAAUAUUGAUUUUUGCACCUGUAUUAUUCUCUCUCUCUUCUAUUAUGUAUUUUUCUUAAGCUACCCCUUUCUACAUUCUACGUUCAUAUACUUGUUUGCUAUAAAUAUUCAAAAAUACGCAUUCACUUAUGUCCUGUCAUAUUUAUGCAGAACAUUUGCAAAUUUAGCGAUAAGAAAAUUAACGAACUGUGCAUAAAAUGAGUUAAUGAAUGAGAAGAAGCGCUGAAUGAAGGGGUUCCAGACUUUAAUUAGCUAUACAUACAUAUGUAUGUAGAUGAACACAGUUGUGCAAAUAUACAUAUAUAUAAACGCGACAAGUCUUUUGGGGUUGGUAAGGGAAGCUAGAAUAUUCUGCAAAACUAAAAUACUGUCACAAAGGUGUCACCUCGGAGUGAUAAAUUUCCUUAACAGGUAUAAAAUUAUUUUUGUUCCACAGGAUUAUUAUAACUAUUAAAAAUACAAUCAAGCGCUUAUUAGAAAAUUUAAGCUAAACACAUUCUGAACUCGGGUCUUGUUGACUUCAAAUUAUAAUAAAAGCUGCCAGUGUGCUGAAAAGUCUACAGAGUGUUGUAAAGAAUACCUAAAAUUUGUCACUACAUCAAUUGUUUUAAAAUUUCAGAUGUAUAUUUAUGCAUAUUUAAUGAAUGCAAAACAGAAUUUUUGCAGAUAAAAAUUAGAGGCUUUUCGAGUUAAUGGCGAUCUCUGACGGCGCUAAAGAAUGAUGCCAGCCUUCUUCGUGGAUAAACAAAUAUUUUCACAACCUUAACGGCUAAUAUAACUGAUCGAACUGAGCGCUUGCGCUUUAGAUGCCUGUAACUCAAAAAAUAUUUUUUAUAAAAUUUUAGUAGGGCAUUUCUAAAAAUAUAGGUUUUCGAAAUAUGAAAAAGUACAAAGUUACUUUUUUUCAUAAUUUCUCAAUAGACGUGUCGCUUAAAAAAUCCUCAGUUUUCGUUUUGUUUGGUCAUUAUGAUUUCCGGCAAAACAUAGAAUUAUUUAUUUAAUUUUUUUCUCUAUCAAUAGUUAUAUUAUUUAUUAUGCGUUUACUUUCUGUUCCAACGAGUCUGUAAACAUUGGAUAUUGCUCAUAUAAUAUUGUAAAUAAUAGCUUCAACUUAGACGGCAUUGCUAAUAACAUUUUUGCAUUAUAUGUCAUAUAUUAACGACAUGCGACAUUUCGCUGUAUUCAUACCCUUUCGACGGCUGAAUGUCAAAUUCCGUACACUAAUUGUUGUCGUUUAAUUAAAAUGCAAUUUCUUGGAAACUCAUUACAAGUAAAGGAGGAGCGCAAAAUGCGCCGUGACAUUAAUGAAAAAUUCUAUGCACUGACAAACAUACGCAUUUAUGUAUGUGCGUACAUAUCUAUAUAAUGCAUAUACACUUAGUAGUUGCUUCGUUGCAACUGAUCCUUGAUCGUAUCGUCAGUCGUCCUAGCAGCAUACUACAUAUAAAGUGCAUGAAAAGAAAGGUAUUGAAUGGAAGAGAAGGAAGUCAAGCUCAAGUCUGCGCCCUACUUUAGCUUUAUCGCUUACGCUGUUGUAUAUUUUGUUUGUAAGUAAAGUUUGUUGUUGACAUUCUGCUUUGCAAAUUUAAUGGGUUUCCGUUGUUCAGUUAUUAAUUUUUUUUUGUGCGAGUUGGUGUGUUUUCUUUAAUCACAUUUUAGUUAUGUUUUGUUUUUUGUUUUUACUUUUUUCUGCUUUCACUCCACUUCAUUUCGUUUUGUGCUGCUAAUUUUAUUGUUUAUUGUUGUUGUAACGUUUAAAAAAUAUGAACUGAAGUUACAGUUUUUAUGUGCAUUUUUAUGUUUUAAUCAAAUUGUCCGGUUGGUCAUUCGACUUGCAUUAAUGCUGAAUUGAGUUGACACCCGUUCAGAUGUUAGCUGCUUCUGCUCCGUGCUGUUUUAUGGUCAAUGCUACGCGCACGAUCCGAAUGCGGCAAAGUUAUUUGCCACAAAAGUGGUAAAAUGGCAAAUGGUAAUUAAUCACUAGCCACUUUAAUUUAUGCCAGUCUCGUGAAUGCUUUUUGGUUUCCCCCAUUCUGGGUAAAUAAGUUUUAAUAUAUUUGUAGGCGACCGCUAUUAUGCACAGUGGGCAGGUGACAGUUUUAUGAUGCAUUGCGAGUCAUUAGCGGUUGAAGGCUGCUCUUUGCUGAUCCCGGUACAUACUAAUAUAUACGAGUAUAUUAUAUACAUACAUAUGUAUGCACUCGGGGAGGCGCCUUAAAAG